GCGGCGCGGCGGGCAGGGGGCACGUGCGGCGGGAGUGGCCGCGGAGCUGAUCGCGGCGGGCCAUGGACCUGCUGCCCCGCAGCCCCGGGGAGUUCGGCUCCGCCCGGUACUGGGAGCGGUUCUUCCGGCAGCGCGGGCAGCGCCCCUUCGAGUGGUACGGGGCCUUCCCGGAGCUCUGCCCCGUCCUGCGCAAGUAUGUCCGGCCACGCGAUAAGGUUCUGGUGGUGGGCUGCGGGAACUCGGAGCUGAGCGAGCAGAUGUACGAUGUGGGGAUGUGCGAAGACAUUGUGAACAUCGACAUCAAUGACACAGUGAUCCAUCAAAUGCAAGAGCGGAGCAGGAGCAAGAGGCCGAAGAUGAGCUACCUAUUGAUGGAUGUGCUUCAGAUGGACUUCCCUGCUGCUCACUUUCAGGUGGUCCUGGAUAAAGGCACACUGGAUGCCAUCCUCACCGAUGAAGAGGAGGCCACCCUAGACAAGGUGCACAAGAUGUUUGGUGAGAUCAGCCGGGUCUUGCAGGUAGGAGGGCGCUACCUCUGUGUUUCCUUGGCUCAAGCCCAUGUGCUGAAGAAAGCAGUGGAAUACUUCUUCCAGGAAGGCUGGGUCGUGCGUGUCCAUCAGGUGGCUGGCAGCGGGGACAAGCAGCAGUUUGUCCUACCAGUCUUCAUCUACGUCAUGACAAAGUUCAGGAAGAUCACUGGCUCGGCACCACAGAUCCUGGAGAUCUGCCCUGAGGAGCAGGACAAGCCGAUGCGGGUGGAGAGUGUGGAGCGGCUGGUGGCAGCAGUGAAGGACAGGCAGCAUUACGCCCUGCUCUGCAGCCAGCUGAGCAAAACCCCUUGUGGGGAGCAGGUUUCCUUGGAUCUGUGUGACAAAGAGAGCGGGAGGCCUCGCUACACGCUGCAUGUGGUUGACAGCGCCUCAGUGAAACCUUCCCGGGACAAUUGCUUCGCCAUCUUCAUCAUCCCACAGGGCAGAGAAACGGAGUGGCUCUUUGGGACAGAGGAAGGGCGGAGGCAGCUGGCCACCAACGCGGGCUUUGGGCGCCUCGUUACGGUGGCCCUGCACAGGGAGCAGCACUACGAGGGCAUGGCCAGCAUCCAGUCGGAGCUAUCGGGGAAGGUGAUGGAGCUGGCCCCGCCAAGCCUCCCUGCCCGGCAGCAGGUGCCCUUUUUGUCUGUGGGAGGGGACAUUGGGGUGCGGACAGUGCAGCACCGUGACACCAGCCCCCUGAGCGGGGAGUAUGUUGUGGAGGAUGUGAAGGGGGAUGGCGCUUGCUACUUCCGUCGCCUCAUCUUCCUCCGCAACAGGAACGUGGUCCAGUCGGAGGCUCGGCUCCUGGCCCCCGCCCCUCUCCCAGGCCAGAAGAAACGGAGGAAGGACAAGAAGAAACCCAGCCCUGCUGAGCUGCUUGGAGCCAUUGACAAGAGCUACCUGUGCUGCGAGCACCACAAAGCCAUGAUUGCAGGGCUCUGUCUGCUGGGGGGCCCUGACCCCCUUCCAGGAGCCCUGCUGGCGGUGCUGGUGGUGGGGCUUGGAGGGGGCAGCCUGCCCCUCUUCAUCCAUGACUACUUCUCGCAGGCCCAUGUGGCCGUGGUGGAGAUCGACCCCUCCAUGCUGGAGGUGGCCACACAUUGGUUUGGCUUCUCCCAGGGUGACCGGAUGCAGGUGCAUGUCUCCGAUGGCCUGGACUAUGUGGCCAAGCUGGCGGCUGAAGCCCCAGCCCAGUAUGAUGCCAUCAUGUUCGAUGUGGACAGCAAAGACAUCACGGUGGGAAUGAGCUGCCCACCCCCAGCCUUUGUGGAAAAACACUUUCUGCAGAAGGUUAAAACCAUCCUCAAGCCAGAAGGAGUCUUUGUGCUCAACUUGGUGUGCCGCGAUGCCUGGCUGAAGGAGUCAGUUCUGGCCGCCCUCAGGGAGGUCUUCCCAGUGCUCUACGUGCGGCGCAUUGAAGGGGAGGUCAACGAGAUCCUGUUCUGCCAGCUCAGCCCUGAGUGCCAGCGGGACCCCACAGAGCUGGGUGCACGUGCCCAGGUGCUGGAGGGGGCCCUGCGGCAGCCUGGGCGCCACUGGGACAGCUCGUACGUGCUGGCGGACAUGCUGCAGGCUGUCAAGAUACUCUGAGAGGGGCCGUGAUGCCACUUGGAUGAGAGAGAUAUCCUCACAUGGGUGCUGUGGCCCCACAGCAAAGGGGUACCCGUGUCUGGAACUGCUGCCCCCAGGGCCUGGUGCUGGCCUAGGUCUGCCUGAAGGAUGGGACUGGCAUGGGGAGGCGCUCCCUGGGAAGGGGUCCAGGACCAUGGAAGGCUGUGCGGCCCAAGGGGUGGUGGUGGGGUGGUGAGGAGAGGAACGUGCUGCAGGACUAUGGGUUUGGGUCUAUCCCUAUUGCUUUUCCAUUGUGGGAAAAAUGUUUCUCUGACUGUCCCCUUCACUUCCAGCACAGCUCCCUCCCUCUGAUGCUGCCUUGCCUCAUCUCCAGCAUCCCUGGUCACUGGUGUUUGUUGAGAGCCCCAGCCCUGUCCUAAGCCUGGUUAAUGUGUGUGAGUGCGCUGGGAAUGGUGAAAAUAAAGUGCUCAGGGCUGCUCCGAGGCCCGCAGUGCUUUGCUAUUUCCGGAGUGCCCAGCACCCCUGAGAAGGUACAGUCACCUGCACUGCUCAAGGGCACAUUAUGGGGGCAGCCAGCUGCCCACUGUACCCCACUGCCCCUUCCCCACUUGUCUUCCCCAAACUGGACCCUGCUGUGUGCCUGCCCCUCUUCUGAAUCUCUUCAGCCAUUGCUCCUGUGAACUGUAACCCCUUAGGUUUCCAACCCUUCUUCACACCCCUGGGCCAGCAGGGACCCAGCCCUGUGUUUGGGCCACUGGGCACACCAAACUGCUUGGCCAGCUGGUGCAGGUCAGCCUUCUCACAGGAUGAAAAGGAUGUUCAUUGCUGUCCCCUGUCCUGGUUUCAGCAUCCCAUUUCUGCCCAGGUGGCUUAUUUUAUCUUUCCCCAGGGUUUCAAAGCCUGGUCCUUCACUGUGAGGUUUUAGCUGAACAGCUGACCCAUGCCUCCUGGCUGGUUACAGAGCAGCUGAUGCUGGUGCUCCUGUGUUCAUCAGAAGCCAUUUGGGAGGGGGCUCUUCUUUCUCUCUUGCAACAGCAGGUACCGAAAUGGGUCAGAUGUGGUACCAAAGUGAGUGGCUUGCAGACAGCGAGGUGACAACCUGCUCAGGCACCGUGAAGCUUUGACACUGACCCGAUACCCUCACCCCACAUUCUCUUCUGCCUCUGGUACCUGAGCAAGAGCAUCUUUCAGACAGCUGCUCCCCAAAGCAAACCCUUCCCAGCCACCUCUCCACAUUGCAGGCUGGUAACAACACACCAGAAGCAGCUCAGGGAGGGAUCUGACCUAGCUGUUGCCACAGAGGCAAAAGCAGCCUCAUCUCAGCAUCACUGACAGAACCAUCUGACCAGCUUUGCAGCUCGUGCACCGUGUCCCACUGGGGUGUUGGUGAGCUGCUGCUCAUCAGCUUCUCCUUCCUCAGCAGGAACCAGCUCUCCUUCACCUGCAGAAAAUCCUCCUGGGUUUGGAAAACCAAAUGAGAGGGUGCAUGAGCCUGAGGGUUUGCAGUUCCCCAAGGCGCUCCAAUGGCUCUCACCCCCUGAACUGGUGGGGAUUAUGGCCACCAUGUCAAUGCAGGAGGUGGGGUGGUUUGUGCCCAGGAGGCGCUAUAUCGGCCAUACUGACAGUGAGCACAUCCUUCCGAUCAGUGACUGUGGUGGCUAUAUUUUGUUUUGCCACCAGAUUCUGCUUUGGAGACUGCUCUGUUCAGAUCAUUUCUCCAAUGCUACCUGCCUUCACACAGAGGGGCAAAUUGGUGCCCUACUUCUCCCUUGGCUGGCCCACUUCUAUGCAGAGGGAGCAGAUGCUUUUUUAAAUAAGUGCUUUUGAUGGUUCCCAGACUGUGGAGAGCAUGGCUGGCCUGCUCCCUGCUUCAGAUAAAGGAUGGCAGUGUGGGCACGUGCCCUCUGUAUGUUGCUUCAUCACCCAGUCACUCCUCUCAUUGUAGUGUGUUCAGGGCAGCACGUGGGUGCUGGGUAAUGGGAGAGACAAGGCUGGAGCUCAAGCUGGGUGGAAGUCUGCUUGCCCCCAAGCAGUUACUUUUAAAGCUCAUCUGCAAUAAGCACACUUCUGAAAGUUACCUAUUAUCUAUCCAACUUAGCAAUGGCAAAUUUCUCAACUGAAUCAGUAGUGUUGCAUUUAGUCUAUUUUUAACUUAGUUUUUAAUUCUCAACAUAAUUCCAAUAACAUAGGUUUGUGUAUGUGCCCUUUAUUUUACCGAAACCAUCUCCUUUCCUCCCCAGGAGCUCAUACAAAGGCUGCGUUCAUCCCUCCCUUGUCCAGUCCUGCCUUUCUGUUGUGCUUCCUAAUUGCUGCAUAAGGCCACAUCCUGGUGGGAAAACAAAAGCCAUCUAUUAGAAACAACGAAAGGAUGAAAUCUCAGUUCACUGCAGCUGUCCUUGCAGCUACUGACAGCCCUACAAGUUUGGUCUGGAAAUACAUUUCAGCUGGAAAAUUGGCAAAUUCAUGAGUGGUGCAAAUACCUGAAAUCCUUCUCUGCAGGUGAAAUGCUCCGAGGCUAGAGUAAUUGAUGUAUAGUAAAUAUUUCUCUAUUGGCAGCCAAAACAUGCAGCUAGUGUAUAUGUUUGGCAA
Messenger RNA from Strigops habroptila (Kakapo), 4694 nucleotides. It is a transcript of the gene METTL13, whose product is annotated as eEF1A lysine and N-terminal methyltransferase. The record is from RefSeq and is a predicted model, not a curated record. The transcript has 8 exons. Bases 63 to 2123 code for a protein of 686 amino acids. Lineage: Eukaryota; Metazoa; Chordata; Aves; Psittaciformes; Psittacidae.